UUCAACACGGUACUGUAUGGAAUGGACUAGGCAACAACAACUAGCCGAGCCAAACUUUUCUUCUUCUUUCUCCAUUUCCCCUAACCCUUUUAGCUCAGAAAAAAGAUGACCCAAGGCGAGGAUAUCGCUUAUGAUUUGGUUUUGGUUCUUCUCUCCAUCUCUCUUUUCAUUCUCGGAAUCGUCCUCGUCAUCAUGUGCAUAAAGAAGCCCAAAAAAUCAGACCAAAAACAAGAAAUACUCCCCGUCAAGUCUUGUGCGAGCUCUUAUCAGUUAACCGACAUAGAUGCAGCGACGGAUGGAUUUAACCAUAGAAGAAUCGUCGGUAAAGGCCUUUUAGGUACCGUUUAUGCCGCCAUGUCGCCACGAGGAGAGCUCUUUGCGGUGAAAAGGAUACAUCCACUACUCGUUUUAAGCAAUGCUGGAUUCGGGUUCGCUUCCAUAAUGAAAACACUUUCUUUAGCGCAGCAUCCUAACAUAGUCCCCAUCAUAGGGUUUUCACAAGCACCAGGUGAGAGAAUCAUCGUGAUGGAAUUCGUAGGUACGGUGAAUUUGGAUCUCUAUUUGCACGAAAACUCCGAUGAUGCAUCGUUAUUAGAUUGGAACAGGCGUUUGAGGAUCGCUGCCGGGGUUGCUAGAGGAAUCGAGUAUCUGCACGAAGGGAUGGCACCAAAUAUUAUACACGGAUGUAUUAAGGCAUCAAAUAUAUUAUUAGAUAUGAAAUUCGUCGCUAAGUUAUGCGAUUACGGGCUAUCGUUUUUGGCACCCAAAGAGACGAGAGGGCUCGUGGGGUAUGUAGAUGACGAGUAUUGCGGUGCUUGCAAGGAAAGCGAUGUUUAUGGUUUCGGUGUGGUUUUGUUGGAACUUCUGACCGGCAGGAGAAGUGAACAAGGGUUGCUUGUGCAAUGGGCAUUGCCAUUGAUUAAGUCCAAAAGGUUUAAUGAACUUUUGGACCCAAGACUGGUAAUUCCUUCUGAUUUGAAACCUCUUCUUAGACUGGCUAAGGUCGCAUCAGCUUGUGUCGGUAAUUACAGAAAGGAUAGGCCUUCAAUUUCUCAAGUGGCAUCCAUUUUGAACAAUUUGGAAGUUGAGGUAUGUCAUUAGAGUGGGAAUUUGGGGUAUCAUUUUCUUGACUUUGAUUGUAUACACGUGGGGUGUCUACAAAAUGGGUGUUAGAUAGAGUUGGUCAAUGAGGGGAAGAAUUUUGUGGGGAAUAUUUUGAAAUGUAAAGAGGAAGGAGAGGGUGGCGGUGAUUGGGAAUAUUCAUUGUUUCCGUGUGGAAAUUAGGGGAUUUUUCAUACUUUGGUGGUGAACGGGACCCAUUUCUUCCUAUUAUUUAUAUGAGGUCCUUGUUGUGAUUAUCAGAUUUUGGGGGACUUGUCAUGGGUACAUCAUUCACUAAUACUUCUCUUUUUGUAAAUUAAUCAUCGACGGAUUAUUUGUGUUUUAGUAAUAAUUGUACAACUU
This is a messenger RNA of Hibiscus syriacus, 1464 nucleotides long. RefSeq names its product protein STRUBBELIG-RECEPTOR FAMILY 8. Bases 106 to 1101 code for a protein of 331 amino acids. The transcript has a single exon. Gene Ontology annotation, cellular component: plasma membrane. The record is from RefSeq and is a predicted model, not a curated record. Gene Ontology annotation, molecular function: protein kinase activity; ATP binding. Lineage: Eukaryota; Viridiplantae; Streptophyta; Magnoliopsida; Malvales; Malvaceae. Gene Ontology annotation, biological process: protein phosphorylation.